AAGAUGCAUGAUUAAGGUUCGUGAGCUCGGCCAUGGGUUUGUGAAGGCACAAAUAUGUCUGUAGUAUGAGAAAGCCACACCAACCAACCACCAUGGAGGCCAAGGAGGCCGGGGAGGCCGAGAAGGGGAGGGGGAAGGUAGGAGCUAUGAAGUGGCAGGACGACCAUGUGAACCGUAAUGGUUCCCUGCCUCCUUGGUCCCUUGUUCCUGGCCCAGGGAGAAGGAGAGGGGGGAAAGCUCGGGGGUGCUCGGUUUCUGGUCUUUUGGGGCCAUGAUGAAGCUUAGGAGCGGAUCGAGGAGCUAGGUAGGCAAUUGGAGAGUUGGCCAGCCGCACUUGAUUCCAGGCUGAGGGGGUAAAAAAUCUAGCCUCAUCAUGUCCGGAUCCCGAAAUGUGCGGACUCAAAGCGAAGAGUCGGAGGAGGACAUCUUCCAGUCUACGUUUGCCAAUGCCGACAAUGUGAAUAAGGUCAAGAUCACGGGCAUUUGCCAUGCCGACCAUCAGACCAAGCUGGGCAUCGGCCACCACAUGGAUCCAACCUUGGUGGCUCAUCAAAUCAAUCAAGCCCGUAAUGAGGGAGCGGAGAAAUCGGAUCCAUCCAAAGAAGAGGGGUCGCCCGAGGCCACCAGGGACUGGCCCCAUCCCCGCCCAGCACCCAUGAGUCGAAGUACCCGGCCUGCCGCUCUCCUCCGAGCCCAGAGCGCUCAUAGUGCGCCGAGCGCCCAGUCUGGGGCCACUGGCACUUGGCUCCACAGUCAGAUUGGAACCGAUGAUACCUAUUCAUCGCCGGAUGAAUUCGACCACGAGGACGAGGAUGUCGUCAUGGAAAUCACGGUCCACGAGCCUCAUAAGGUCGGGGAGGGCAUGUCAGCCUUCAUGGCUUAUAGGGUGGUCACCCACACCAACCUGCCAGGAUUUAAUGGGGCUGAAGUGAGCGUAGUCAGAAGGUUCAGCGACUUUCUGGGGGUGCAUGAGAAACUGAGAGAGAAGUAUCUCCCCCGGGGUCGCAUCAUUCCGCCCGCACCCGAGAAGAGCAUCCUGGGGACCACCAAGGUCAAAAUAGCUAGUCAUAACGGGGCUGCCGGAGGCACGGGUAGUCUGCCAACCGGGACAGAUAGUCCCGGCGGGAACGGGUCCACCCAGUCGAGUCCGAAUCAAAAAGAGUUCAUAGCUCGGCGACGAUUCGCUCUGGAGCGGUUUAUCAAUCGCGUGGCGCAGCAUCCAGUCCUGAGACGGGACAUGAUCUUCAUCGAAUUCCUCCAAUCCAACCAAGACCUGCCGCGGGCCACUUCCACUUCUGCCUUGUCCUCGGCCUCGGUCUUGCGAUUGAUCGGUCGCAUGGGCGAUACCGUAAACAAGAUGACCUACAAGAUGGAGGAGAACGACCCUUGGUACGAGGACAAGGUCCAGCAGAUCGACCAUCUGGCGGCCCAGUUGAAGAAGCUUUACGCCUUGGCUGAGAGCCUGGUCCAAUGUCGACAGGAUUUGGCAUCAGCCACGGGUUAUUUUGCCCAUAGCACGGCCAUGUUGGCCAAUUGCGAAGAGGCCCAUUCCUUAUCCAGGGCCUUGGCUCAAUUGGCCAAGGUCGAGGAGAGCAUAGAGCUCGUGCAUCAGGAUCAGGCCAAGGCCGAUUACUUCUACCUCUUUGAGCUCAUCAAGGAUUACGUGGGAUUAGUGGGGGCGGUCAAAGACGCUUUGUCAGAGAGAAGUAAGUCCUUUCAGAACUGGCAAAACGCCCAGAGUAUGCUUAUCAAGAAGAAGGAACAACGCUCCCGAUUGGAAAUGGGAGGUCGCACCGACAAGAUCCCCAUCGCCAAUGAAGAGGUCAUUGAGUGGGAACUGCGCUUGGAGGAGAAUCAAGUCAACUUCAAUAGGAUCUCGGAGGUGAUCAAGGUGGAGAUUGCCUUGUUCGAGCGCUACCGAGUCAAAGACUUUAAAGUAGCCAUUAUCCAGUACUUGGAGGCACUCAUGAAAUGUCAGCUCCAAAUGGUCAAACAUUGGGAGGAUUUCCUCCCUGAGGUCAAGAACAUUUUGUACUGAUCAUUCGUGUGACUAGUAAUGACGACUCGCCGCCGAUGCUGGGAACUGAAGUGUUGGUGGAGGGAUGCAUGUUGUGCCAUCAAACUUUUGACACUUUGUACUAUCCCUAAAUCACAUUGUCAAGAAAUACAGUAAUUUUGGAAACCA
Tigriopus californicus is the source of this 2185-nucleotide messenger RNA. RefSeq names its product sorting nexin-2-like. Gene Ontology annotation, molecular function: phosphatidylinositol binding. Gene Ontology annotation, biological process: early endosome to Golgi transport. The record is from RefSeq and is a predicted model, not a curated record. NCBI's taxonomy places the organism in Eukaryota, Metazoa, Arthropoda, Copepoda, Harpacticoida, Harpacticidae. Gene Ontology annotation, cellular component: endosome; endosome membrane. Bases 374 to 2038 code for a protein of 554 amino acids. The transcript is spliced from 2 exons.